Durotheca rogersii is the source of this 935-nucleotide messenger RNA. RefSeq lists its product as uncharacterized. Gene Ontology annotation, cellular component: cytoplasm. Bases 383 to 772 code for a protein of 129 amino acids. The record is from RefSeq and is a predicted model, not a curated record. The transcript has 2 exons. Lineage: Eukaryota; Fungi; Ascomycota; Sordariomycetes; Xylariales; Xylariaceae.
GUUGCAGCGAACGUCUACAAGAAGUACCUAACCUAGACCCAGGGCCCUUGUUUAUGAAUGCAAUCAAUAAGUAGGUAUAUGCAAUUAAAGCUGAUUACGUACCUACUCCAACUCCGCGGCGGAAUGCAGUGCGAUGAUAUCCUCGCUCUCACUGGCACCAGAUCCAACGAAUUGAUUACACGGCGCAGCACAGCCCACCACGCGCCUGCAAGCCCUCGUCGCCAUCCAAGCAGCGAGCCCAACGUGCCCGGCCUCACCCCCCCUUUCCCCCUCGUCGAACAACAAGAGAGCAACCGCCUCGACGACCCGCACCGCCUCGGCGUUAGCACCGUCUAGGAAGGGCCGCCCGCGCGACCUCGCGACGCGCGCAGAGAGCCAGGCCAUGGCCGCCCGCAGCGCCAUCGCCCUGGUGCAGAGGUCCAAGGCGGCGGGCCCCGAGAUCCUGCAGCUGCGCUGCCACGUGCGGCCCGGCGCCAGCAAGGCCCGCGAGGGCGUGGCCGCCGUCACCGACGACGCCGUCGAGCUGUGCGUCGCGGCGCCGCCGCAGGACGGCAAGGCCAACAAGGCCGUCCUCCAGCUCCUGAGCGAGGUCCUAGGCGUCGCAAAGUCGGACCUGCAGAUCACCCACGGCACGAAGAGCCGCGACAAGACUAUCAGCGUCGCCAGCUCCUGCUUCCUGAGCGGCAGGGGCCCGGCGAGGAGCGGUGACGACCUCGUCGCGCUCGUCAGGGAGAGGCUCCUCGGCCAGCAGCAGGAGGACGCUGCGUCGUGACGCCCCGGCCUCCAUACGUAUUAAAAACUUGCGUAAGGCCUCUGGAAUGGUAUUGGUAGGGAGGGAUAAAGCGGGCAAGCAUAAAUAGGUGUGUAUUCUACCUAGAAUGAAUUGGCUGCUUCGCCCAUUUCGGGUGGCACAAUAAAGGCAUAUACGGUGAAAG